CUAAUUUCCGCUAUAGCUUUCCAUCUCCCAUUCGUGCUUAUUGCCUUCUCUUCUUUUUUCUCUCUCUCCUCAUACUUUUUAGUCACUGUAUUUGCAGGCUUACCUGCUAUCUGUCUCCUCCUUGUAGGGUUUAAUUUUCUCUCUACAAAAGAAAAAAACUCAAACUCUAAUAGCUGCCAUAUGCUCUUACGAGAAUCAAGGUACAUAGCUUGAAAGACUUUGCACUACCGAAAGGAAAAUUAAGGUUUUUUCAUGUUGGUUUGAUGUAAAAGACAUGUUUCCCGGAACUUUGCAGGUGGAAUGUCGGAUACCCUUUAAAAGGCAGCACAGUAACCUGGAGCAGGAAAAAGGUGGAGAAUUGGUCGUCCCAAACAUACAAGAAAUUGGGUGCUAGAAAAAUUACUAGACAACUGCUUGACAGUAUUUGGUUGGACAAAUUGUUCAUUGGACUUUUGCUCCACUGUUAUGCGUAUGCUGUGAUCAUAUGAAACAUAUUUCUGCAGUCCCUCAUCCUACAAUCCUUAGAUUAAUUAGUGUCAUGAUUUCUUAUCACUUGUCCUUGAGGACUCACCUUAAUUACCACGGAUAAUAUAUAUAUAUAUAUAUAUAUAUAUAUAUAUAUAUAUAUAUAUAUAUAUAGUCAAGGUGUAGGAAAGACUAUUUCAUUAAAUUAGUCAAGGUGUAAACAGUAUUAACUAAGAUGCUACUUUAAGUACAAAUUAAAGUCACACAAAUUUGUUUCAUUAGCAGGAAAGUGUUCAGAAGCAACCAAUUAAAUGGCUUCUUCCAGCAGCUAUUCUAAUCCCCCAUGUGCAGCUUGCAAAUUCUUGAGAAGAAAAUGUUUGCCAGGUUGCAUUUUUGCUCCCUAUUUUCCUCCAGAAGAACCAACAAAAUUCGCCAACGUACACAAAAUAUUUGGUGCUAGCAACGUAAGUAAACUCCUCAACGAAAUUCAACCUCACCAGAGAGAAGACGCAGUUAAUUCUCUUGCUUAUGAAGCUGAAGCACGUAUGAAAGAUCCAGUUUAUGGCUGUGUUGGAGCCAUCUCAGUUCUACAAAGACAAGUUAUAGGCCUUCAGAAAGAACUCGAUGCUACGAAUGCUGAUUUAAUGCGAUAUGCCAAUCGUGAAGUUAAUAGUUCAUAUGCGUAUAAUAGUCAAAUGGUGAAUCAACAAAGGAAUUUGAAUUAUGAGAGAAGAUCAAUGGGUUCUGCUGGAGGAACUACUGGAAUUGAUCAAACUAAUUAUGGGUUUUGUAUUCCAAGUUAUACAUGGGACAAUACCAUUUCAGGUAAUCACAACCCUGAGGCAGAUGAUGAUAGUAGCAUGUGAAAUGUCCCAAUGAUAUUUACUAAUUGUUUGUGUGAUGCUAUAUAUAGCUAUUGGUAAUUAAUUACUUGGUGAUCAUUAUUAUUGCUCCGUUUUGAAUGGGCAAUUAAGUGCAUCUGUAUUGUACAAAAACUGAAUUAUAUAUAUGGUCGUGAUUUGGGUAUUGUUCAAAGUUUUAUGUGGCAAUCAUUGC
Molecule: messenger RNA, 1521 nt
Organism: Lycium barbarum (goji berry)
Lineage: Eukaryota; Viridiplantae; Streptophyta; Magnoliopsida; Solanales; Solanaceae
Product: LOB domain-containing protein 25-like
Exons: 3
Coding region: 777-1331 (184 amino acids)
Source: RefSeq, a predicted model, not a curated record